CUCAUCGCGCCCACACAACAACACAACGACGGAGAUGGGCAGCAAAGGCGAUGGCGGUGGUGGGGAUGAAGACGAACUGAAACACCUAUUCGAGGGCCUGUACAUAUUCCACGUGCCACCCACAGGCGCUGUCAACCCGCGGUUACACGCGGCAUACCCGCCGCUGGAUGAGCAUUCUGUGGUCCCCGAGGAUAAGCUGGCACUGUUUUGUUUCCCUUACGACACAUCCCACGCCGUUGGACUUCAGCGCCAGUUCUUCACGUUUGGGCUGACAACUGCUAGCAGCGCUCUUUUCUAUGGAUACUGUUUGCAAGAGCAACCUGCAACCCCAGCGUCAACUGCCGUCUUAUUCUGUCUAGUAUCGCGCCUGCCCUGGCACGUCUUCUUCCGCCGACUGUUGGGUGUUGUUGCCGACUCGUAUGAUGUGGAGAAAGGGUUUGGCAGCUCGACCUUCCUCGAUGCUCUCCGGACGGCCCCCGGCGUCUCCCUCUCGGCCCCACUCGCCCAAGCCAUCACCAUCUCUCCGCCAUCACAGAAGAUGGUGCUGCUGCACACGCCAGACUGCCGGCGUCCGCUCGUGCAUUCCGCACUGCCGCUCGUUGACACGCUGGUGAACCGCUUGUCGGCGCCAAACCUCAUGCAGGUCUUCGCAUCCCUCCUCACAGAACGCAGGAUCAUCCAUGAGGAGACACGAACGGUCUGA
Messenger RNA from Salpingoeca rosetta, 703 nucleotides. RefSeq lists its product as uncharacterized. Gene Ontology annotation, cellular component: cytosol; intracellular membrane-bounded organelle. The transcript has 8 exons. The record is from RefSeq and is a predicted model, not a curated record. Gene Ontology annotation, biological process: endocytic recycling; endocytosis. Lineage: Eukaryota; Choanoflagellata; Craspedida; Salpingoecidae. The coding region runs from base 35 to 703 and encodes 222 amino acids. Gene Ontology annotation, molecular function: phosphatidylinositol phosphate binding; guanyl-nucleotide exchange factor activity.